CGCCGCCAUGACGGACUUUAAACUCGGGAUUGUGCGGUUGGGCCGGGUGGCCGGGAAGAUCAAGUACACGCUGAUUGAUGAGCAGGACAUCCCACUGGUGGACAGUUAUGCCUUUGAGGCUCGCAUGGAAGUGGAUGCAGACGGCAAUGGCGCCAAGAUCUUCGCCUACGCAUUUGAUAAAUACAAAGGGAGGGGCUCUGGCCGCCUCCUUCACGAAUUGCUCUGGCAGAGGCACAAAGGAGCUAUAGCCCCUGGGUUUCACGUGGUACACUUAAACGCCAUCACUGUGGAUAACCGACUCGAUAACCUGCAUAUUGUUCCUCGGGGGUGGAGACAGCCGGUUGAAGAAGUGUCGAGUAAGCAGAGGGAACAAUCUCUUUACUGGCUGGCCAUACAGCAGCUCCCUACAGAUCCCAUCGAAGACUUGUUCCCGCUGCUGAACAUCACGCGAUGCUACAAUGCCAACGGGGAGGUGGUGCGCGAGGAAGACAACUCCUGCACAUACUAUGAAUGCCAUUAUCCUCCUUGCACCAUGAUAGAGAAACAGCUACGGGAAUUCAACAUCUGCGGGCGCUGCCAACUAGCAAGAUACUGCGGGACCCAGUGCCAACAGAAAGACUGGCCGGCCCACAAAAAACACUGCUGCGAGAAAAUCCGCAUUUCCCAGUAUGAGCCAGAACCGGAACGGUGACUUUGGGGGAAACGGCGGCCCGGUCAUGUGACCUGGAUGUUUUUUGCACACUUAACGGCGGACUAGUUCCUAGAGCCGUAGGCACUGAGGAUCACCCUACGGGUCCUUGUUUGGGGAACUGUUGCCCUGUGCUGCCUCGAACUGUAAGGAACGGACUUCCCGCCCUUGCGCCAGUAUCGAGAGACUACUGUGACGGUUCCGACCCGGAGCUUCUAACUUAUGUUUGUAAAGUCAAUGUACAGUUUUGGUUCUG
Messenger RNA from Xenopus laevis (African clawed frog), 944 nucleotides. RefSeq names its product zinc finger MYND-type containing 19 S homeolog (gene zmynd19.S). The record is from RefSeq and is marked provisional. Gene Ontology annotation, cellular component: synapse; membrane; cytoplasm. Lineage: Eukaryota; Metazoa; Chordata; Amphibia; Anura; Pipidae.